AAUCUGUAUCUUUAUUAUUCUGACUCUUUCUAUACAUUUCGUUAUAUGACAUAUAUUAAUAUAUUCAUGGGUAUAAAAGGAUUUAUUGGUUUAAGCGUGUACCGUAUGCAUAUUUAAUCUUCAUUAUAGUCCUUCUGCCACUGUGUUCCAUGGUGGUCAUUCAAAAUUGCACCAAAUUUUGCUGGUAAGAAGGAAAAUGGAGAAAGCCAAAUGCCCAGUCCAUUUGUAGGGGGCUUCUCCAAUAUGUUAUGGCAGUGUACCAAUGGAGUGCAUAAUCAUAUUCAUAUAUACAUGCAUGUAUGCGUACACACACACACCCACACAACAAACGCACACCACACACAACAAACGCACAACACACACACACUCUAGUACAUGUGCACAAAGCCCACAUGCAUGCACUGGCACGCGUUUAACGUUUAGGACAUUUAACACGCGUUCUGGUGAAUGCUCAGACACACUCAUUUCGCAGCUCACUGUUCUCGCCCGCUGUGUGUUUACACUGGAGUUUGUGCAGGAAGUGACAUCAUACACGUCCACAGUUUGACAGUGUGUUAGCCGCUCGGUGGCCCUUGCGUGCCGGGUCGGUUAGCCUGGCCAAAGGAGUGCAGUUCACCAGGCGUCCAUUUCGGGGCAGCAGCAGCAGCCGAUCGGUGAGGGCGAGUUCAAGGUCCACGUGGCGAUCGAAAGCGGAAAACGGCUCUGCGGAACGCCGCCCGUGAGAUUCUGAGCGGCGUCUAGCGGCCCCGCGUCCCAGGAGCGCCCGUCACAGCCCGCGGUCCUUAUGCAAAACUCCUUCUUGGUGCAAUGAAACAGUCAGGAUGCACUGUUUAUAAAGAUCGUCAUUUUUCGUGUGAAGACUGUGAUGGAAUUGUCAGUGGUGGUUUCGAUGCAACAUCAUCCCAGAUUGUGUUGUGCCAGAAUAACAUUCACCAGCAGUCCCACAUGAACAGGGUAGUCACCCAUGAACUUAUCCACGCCUUUGACCACUGCAGAGCACAUGUUGACUGGUUUAAUAAUUUCAAGCACUUGGCCUGUUCAGAGAUUCGAGCCGCCAACCUCAGUGGAGACUGUUCCUUCGGCAACGAAGCGGCCAGGUUUAACUUCGGCCUCAAGCAGCAUCACCAGGCCUGCGUGAGGGACCGGGCCUUGCGCUCCAUCCUGGCCGUGCGGAAGGUCACCCAAGAGGAGGCGGAGAAGGUGGUGGACGAGGUUUUCGACAGCUGCUUCAACGACCACGCCCCCUUCGGCAGAAUCCCGCACAGCAAAAAGGACGCGAACUUCGCGUACAGGGAAUUCCAGAACCGGGACCGGUACUUUGCCAACCUAUGAGGGAGAAAUUUUAUAUGCACACGCGCGCGUUUCAAAGGUGCUAUCUGCAACAAACAUUUCAGAACUCAUUGUGGUGUGGAGGACCUCCACCACAACAUCCAUCCACACUUCUACGUGCUAAAUGUGUCUAAAACGAACAUUCUCAGGGGAGGGGAAAACAGUACAUUAUCAUGUGAUACACCUGCUGAAGAGAAUUUGUCAUUUUUAUUUGCAAACAGUUUAAAUGUAAUAAAACUGAGAAGAAAUACAUUUUAAUGGCAUAAUUAUUGUAAGAAGGGCCACGUUUUUCAGUUAACUUAUCUUGGAUUUUGUAUCGCGUUUGUCUCACUGCAUGAAAUUUCAUAAAGCCCUGUCUUGAAGAAUCAUUGGCUACUUGAUUGAAAUUAGGUCCUGUAAUUCAGGAAAAUUACAUUUUCAAGGGAGCACAGUAACUCUGGAAUGUUUGAGUCCGUGGACUCAUGCCCAUAUAUUAAUAAGGACUAAAUGUUCCAUGUAAAUAUACUUGAUUAUACCAAAAUGGUGUGGUUUACGGUGGGAUAGAUUUUUUUGAAUAAAUGUUCUGUAUGAUCUUA
Anguilla anguilla (European eel) is the source of this 1904-nucleotide messenger RNA. It is a transcript of the gene atp23, whose product is annotated as ATP23 metallopeptidase and ATP synthase assembly factor homolog. The record is from RefSeq and is a predicted model, not a curated record. Gene Ontology annotation, molecular function: metalloendopeptidase activity. Lineage: Eukaryota; Metazoa; Chordata; Actinopteri; Anguilliformes; Anguillidae. Gene Ontology annotation, cellular component: extrinsic component of mitochondrial inner membrane. The transcript has 6 exons. Gene Ontology annotation, biological process: mitochondrial proton-transporting ATP synthase complex assembly; mitochondrial protein processing. The coding region runs from base 808 to 1332 and encodes 174 amino acids.